AUGCGGUGCAGCGUCUUUCGGCGUUCCUGCGCCGGCGCCGGAACGCAAACACAGCCGCGGUUACCGCGGGCCGUCCCCACGCGCGAUGGCCGACGCUGCGCCAGGGCGGCGCCGCGCUCCACCGCCUGCCGUGCGCACAAAAUCGUGGUGCUCCCCGGCGACGGCAUCGGCCCGGAGAUCGCCGACGUGGCCCUGCGGGUGUUGACAUCGGCGGGCAGGGCGGAAGGGGAGGAGUUUGCGUUCGAAGAAGGCCUGAUCGGCGGGGCGGCGCUGGAUGGGGCAGGGGUGCCCUGCCCGGAGGCGACGCUGGAGGCCUGCAGGCGGAGCGACGCGGUGCUGCUGCCGGCGGUUGGAGGGUACAAAUGGGACAAUGUUGAUCCUGUCCUCCGUCCUGAACGCGGCCUUUUAACCCUUCGUGCUGGUCUUGAAGUGUUUGCGAAUUUGAGGCCUGCGGUGGUGCUACCACAGCUGGCAGGGGCCUCAAGUUUGAAGUCUGAAAUAGUUACUGGGGUCGACAUCAUGAUCGUGCGUGAGCUCGUCGGAGGCAUCUAUUUUGGGGAACCUCGGGGAUUCAGGACCAACGAAAAUGGGGAGAAGGUUGGCUACAACACCAUGAUUUACUCUGAAAAAGAGGUCGAGCGAAUUGCACGUGUUGGCUUUGACAUGGCACGCAAGCGAAACAAGCGGCUGUGCUCUGUGGGCAAGUCUAAUGUGUUGGAGGUCUCCAUGCUGUGGAUGGAAGUGGUUUCUCGAAUAGGGGAGGAAUACGCAGACGUAGAAUUGACCCAUAUGUACAUCGACAACGCUGCGAUGCAGCUUCUCAGGAAUCCAAAGUCCUUUGACACAAUUCUCACAGGGAACAUUUUUGGUGACAUAUUGUCAGAUGAGGCAGCAAUGAUAACUGGGAGUCUGGGAGUGCUGCCAUCAGCCUCCAUCAGCAACACAGGGCCUGGGAUUUUUGAACCCGUCCAUGGAUCAGCACCAGACAUCGCAGGACAAGACCUUGCCAAUCCCAUCGCGAUGGUGCUGUCUGCAGCCAUGAUGUGUCGAUAUGGGCUGAACAUUCCAAAGGUGGCUGAGAGGAUGGAAAACGCAAUUGCGUUGGUCCUGGAUCAGGGCUACCGCACAGGUGAUAUCAUGUCUGAUGGCAUGACCCAAGUAGGCUGCAAGCAACUGGGAGAUCUCAUUCAGGAGCAGGUGGAGGCACCUGUGGGUGUUGGAGUUAGGUGA
Molecule: messenger RNA, 1230 nt
Organism: Ostreobium quekettii
Lineage: Eukaryota; Viridiplantae; Chlorophyta; Ulvophyceae; Bryopsidales; Ostreobiaceae
Source: the annotation of a GenBank genome assembly